CCGAGCAGAUUUAAAGACAUCACUACGUCCUAGCCUCCUCCGAGAGUGUGAAAAACACGGCCCUUUUUAAGUUCCGCGGUCGGGGAAGAUAAAGGGGGCCUGCACUGCGAAGGAGAAGGGGGCCAGAGUCACCAUCGCCGGAUACAUUUUACAAAAGGCAAUUCCCGGGAAGAAGUGUUAUCCGGUCGGAACCGCGAACUGGUGAAGUACGAAGCCGAGGACUUAGCUGCCCGAGAACGUCAGAAAAUAAAGAAAAUGGCGGAGCCGGACAAAUUAAACAUCGACUCCAUCAUUCAGCGUCUCCUGGAAGUCAAGGGCUCUCGUCCAGGAAAGAAUGUCCAGCUGACGGAGAACGAGAUCCGAGGGCUUUGCCUCAAGUCUCGUGAAAUCUUCCUCAGCCAACCCAUCCUGCUGGAACUGGAAGCGCCACUCAAGAUCUGCGGCGACGUCCACGGCCAAUACUACGACCUGCUUCGGUUGUUUGAAUACGGAGGCUUCCCGCCCGAGAGCAACUACCUGUUCCUGGGCGACUACGUGGACCGAGGCAAGCAGUCCCUGGAGACCAUCUGCCUGCUGCUGGCCUACAAGGUCAAGUACCCCGAGAACUUCUUCCUGCUGCGCGGGAACCACGAGUGCGCCUCCAUCAACCGUAUCUACGGCUUCUACGACGAGUGCAAGCGACGAUAUAACAUCAAGCUGUGGAAGACCUUCACAGACUGCUUUAACUGUUUACCCGUGGCUGCCAUCGUAGACGAGAAGAUCUUCUGCUGCCACGGAGGUCUGUCCCCCGACCUCCAGUCCAUGGAGCAGGUGCGCAGAGUAAUGCGGCCCACGGACGUGCCGGAUCAGGGCCUGCUGUGCGACCUGCUGUGGGCCGACCCCGACAAAGAUGUCCUGGGCUGGGGAGAGAACGACCGCGGCGUCUCCUUCACGUUCGGUGCCGACGUGGUGGCCAAAUUUUUGCACAAGCACGACAUGGACCUUAUAUGCAGGGCACAUCAGGUGGUAGAAGACGGCUACGAGUUCUUUGCCAAGAGGCAACUCGUCACACUGUUCUCGGCCCCCAACUACUGCGGGGAGUUCGACAACGCCGGCGCCAUGAUGAGCGUGGACGAGACUCUCAUGUGCUCCUUCCAGAUCCUCAAGCCUGCCGAUAAGAAGUUGUAUUCUUACGCUGGCCAAGGCCCGAUCGGCGCUGGCAGACCGGUGACCCCACCACGGAAUUCAGCCAAGGGGCCCAAAGCCAAAAAAUAGCACCUGCUUGGGUCUGGCUCCCCUUAAAACCAACCCCCCCCCCCCCCCGACUCUCUGCCUCUACCUCCCAACACAUUUUCUCCCUCAUCACCAAACAGCGACAACGCAAACAGUAUCCAGGGUCCUGUCCUGUUUUUUCCUCUGAAACUAUUUUUAACUGUUUGGCUGUUGGGUGGGUGUGCGUGCGUAUGUGUGUGUGCACGUAUGUAUGAGCAAUGAGAGAGGAUGAAUUAAGAUGCGGCUGUACUGUGCAUAUGAGCAAAUGUGUUUUUGUUUUUUCUCUUUGUUUUUCUUUUUCUCUUUCCCAUGUCCUCUUUGCUCUGUUAUCCUGUCACUUUGUAGAUGAAAUGGG
Messenger RNA from Gadus morhua (Atlantic cod), 1606 nucleotides. It is a transcript of the gene ppp1caa, whose product is annotated as protein phosphatase 1, catalytic subunit, alpha isozyme a. The transcript is spliced from 8 exons. Bases 256 to 1254 code for a protein of 332 amino acids. Gene Ontology annotation, cellular component: nucleus; cytoplasm. The record is from RefSeq and is a predicted model, not a curated record. Gene Ontology annotation, molecular function: protein serine/threonine phosphatase activity. NCBI's taxonomy places the organism in Eukaryota, Metazoa, Chordata, Actinopteri, Gadiformes, Gadidae.